AUGGCUGGCAACGCACAACAAUACACAGCGUCCAGGACGGCGGGCAAUAUGCCUCCCAUGCCGGCAAAAGACGACGCCGAAGCAACAUGGAACUUUCUGCAACUCGGUGUCCAGAAGAUUAUGACGGACCUGAAAGAGGGCAUGGACAUGAAGACAUACAUGGGCCUGUACACCGCAAUACACAACUUCUGCACGGCUCAAAAGGCCGUGGGAGGGGGCGCGGGCGGGUUCGGCGCAGCGAACAACCGUGGAGGUGCACAUCUUCUCGGAGAGGAGCUCUACAACAAACUUAUCGAUUACCUCAAAAAUCACUUAGCGGGCGUUCGGGACCAGUCGAAACAGCAUGUAGACGAAGCGCUCUUGACCUUCUACAUCAAGGAAUGGAAGCGCUACACCACCGCCGGCAUGUACAACAACCACCUCUUCCGGUACCUCAACCGACACUGGGUGAAGCGGGAGAUGGAUGAGGGCAAGAAGAACAUCUACGACAUCUACACAUUACACCUGGUGCGAUGGAAAGAAGACAUGUUCGGCGCGACGCACAAGAGUGUGAUGGAUUCAGUUCUGCGGCUAGUGGAAAAGCAGCGCAACGGCGAGACCAUCGAGCAUAGCCAAGUCAAGAGCAUCGUGGACUCAUUCGUAUCCCUGGGUCUAGAUGAGGGCGACAGCACGAGGUCGACGCUGGACGUCUACCGCCAGUACUUCGAAAUACCGUUCCUCGCCGCAACAAAGAAGUAUUACCAAGAGGAGUCGAGGAGCUUCAACGCCGAGAACAGUGUAGUAGAAUACAUGAAGAAGGCAGAGGCCCGUCUGGAUGAGGAGAAGGAGCGGGUGUCGUUAUAUCUACUUGCCGAGAUCACGAACCCUCUUAUGAAGACAUGUGAGGAGGCGCUAAUUAAAGAUCACUCAAACAUGCUUCGCGACGAGUUCCAAGUCCUACUUGACAACGAGCGGCAGGAGGACCUCGGUAGAAUGUACAAGCUACUCGCCCGGAUACCGGAUGGUCUGGAUCCUUUACGUACUCGUUUCGAGGCUCAUGUGCGCAAGGCAGGUCUGGCCGCCGUCGAGAAGGUCGCAGCAGAAGGAGACAAUCUGGAGCCAAAGGUCUACGUGGAGGCCUUGCUUGACGUCCACACACAGUACCAAGACCUCGUAAACAAGGCAUUCAAUGGCGAGUCUGAGUUUGUGCGGUCGCUGGAUAACGCCUGCCGAGAGUUUGUCAAUCGGAACAAGGUGUGCAAGUCAGGCUCAACGCGGUCGCCCGAGUUGCUUGCCAAGUACACCGACACGCUGCUCAAGAAGUCUUCAACCAAGAUGACGGAGGAAGAUAACAUGGAGAAGCAGCUCUCUCAGAUCAUGACCAUCUUCAAGUACAUCGAAGACAAGGACGUUUUCCAGAAGUUCUACUCCCGCAACCUAGCCAAGCGCCUUGUGCAAACUACUUCCGCCUCCGACGACGCCGAAACGAGCAUGAUCAGCAAGCUGAAAGAAGCCUGCGGUUUCGAGUAUACGAACAAGCUGCAACGCAUGUUCCAAGACAUGCAGAUCUCCAAAGACCUCAACACAGCCUUCAAAGACUGGCAGUCCGAGAACCUCGAUGCCGCAGACCAGAAGAACGCCGUCGACGCUACCUACAACAUCCUAGGCACGGGCUUCUGGCCGCUUAACCCUCCGACCACCGCCUUCGCGCCUCCGCAUACUAUCGUCAAGACGUACGAGCGCUUCGCGGCGUUUUAUGCGAACAAGCACUCUGGCCGUAAGCUCACCUGGCUAUGGCAGCUCUGCAAAGGAGAGAUCAGGGCGAACUACAUCAAGAGCCAGGGUAAGAUGCCGUACACAUUCCAAGUGUCAACCUUCCAAAUGGCGAUCCUUUUGCUCUUCAAUGACGCGGAGACGGUGACAUACGAGGAGAUGGAAGAGGCGACCAAGCUGAACAAGGAGAACCUGGACGCCUCUCUCGGCGUGUUUCUGAAGGCCAAGGUCCUCAAUGUGAGCCCGGCGGGCGCGAAGCCGGAGAAGGGGACCAGCUAUACGCUGAACUAUGACUUCAAGAAUAAGAAGGUCAAGGUUAAUCUGAAUAUUGCGGUUAAGAGCGAGCAGAAGCAGGAAGUUGAGGAUACGCAUAAGACUAUUGAGGAGGAUAGGAAGUUGUUGAUGCAGUCCGCAAUCGUCCGCAUCAUGAAAUCCCGCAAGAAGAUGAAGCACCAACAGCUCGUCGGCGAGACAAUCGCGCAGAUCAAAUCCCGCUUCUCGCCCAAGGUCCCGGACAUCAAGAAGUGCAUCGAUAUCCUGCUCGAGAAGGAGUAUCUCGAGCGGCUCGAGGGCGAUGAGCUAGGGUAUCUGGCUUAG
Molecule: messenger RNA, 2349 nt
Organism: Coniosporium apollinis CBS 100218
Lineage: Eukaryota; Fungi; Ascomycota; Dothideomycetes
Product: Cullin 1
Exons: 5
Coding region: 1-2349 (782 amino acids)
Biological process (GO): SCF-dependent proteasomal ubiquitin-dependent protein catabolic process; protein ubiquitination
Cellular component (GO): SCF ubiquitin ligase complex
Molecular function (GO): ubiquitin protein ligase binding
Source: RefSeq, a predicted model, not a curated record